Messenger RNA from Penicillium angulare, 1134 nucleotides. RefSeq lists its product as uncharacterized. The transcript has a single exon. The record is from RefSeq and is a predicted model, not a curated record. Lineage: Eukaryota; Fungi; Ascomycota; Eurotiomycetes; Eurotiales; Aspergillaceae. Gene Ontology annotation, cellular component: cytoplasm. Bases 1 to 1134 code for a protein of 377 amino acids. Gene Ontology annotation, biological process: mitochondria-nucleus signaling pathway; negative regulation of transcription by RNA polymerase II; regulation of nitrogen utilization.
AUGCUGGACUCUGACGUCAAUGGUAGCGAUUACACACCUGCUAUUCUAGACACCAGUGCUUCUCGAGACGGUCUCACGGGAUCAUCUAAAAUCAUCCGCGGGUUCUCUGCGUCCCAGGUCUCUUCCUCCAAACGGUUACACGCGCCGGCUGUGGAUGUCAGUCCCAUCGCUGGAUACACAGUUCCAUCUGAAGCUGAUACAACGGAAAAGACAGGUCAACCAUUUACUUUGAAGGGUUCAUCCUGGGACGAUCAAAGCUCCCCUAGUGGAAGUUUGGAUGCUGUGACGAAGGCUCGAUUGCACAGGUACUCAUCCGAGUGCCUGACUCAAUCAUGCUCCCGAAGCAAAGCCGCCUCCCUCGAUGUUGCGGUCGAACUGAUGACAAUCAAACCGAGUAAAGAAGGGACCAGUAACGACGAUAGCGCUACAGAAUCCAAAGAUGACCCUGAUAGUUUAUUGAAUAAUAAUUACUGCCCGUCUGACUGGGAAGACAUGGCCUCCAAAAGUGGCGUAUCCAGUGUUGACGAAAAGGAACUCUUUCCAUGGGCAGACCUAUGGCCAAGCAUUGUAUCGCCGCCGUCGCUGCUUUCAGCGAUGAUAUAUGAGGCCUCGCCGUUGACGGUCCACCCUGCUAAAGCAAUCAGAACAGGACAAUCAAGAUUGUCGCCUGCACUUCAACGGUUGUGUGCUCCACCAAAUGGCCCUUCCUUGACAUCUUCACAGGACAGGGGUUAUCAAAACACAUUGAUAAGGAGCGGCCUCGAUAUUCCGUAUUCUAAGCUGGGCACUCAUACGCCUUCCUGUUCUGUUGCCGCUUCACCCAAACCUACUUCACCCAAACCUACACCGGAGGAUAUUCUAGUGGAUGAGGUAGUGGAUGAGGUCAACGAGUCGCUAAGAUGCCACCUGCAGUGGGAACGUCAACAGCAAAGUACCACGAUUGAUGCCGUUUUAAAUCGACAACAUAAACUGAAUAUUACGGUAGACCUCAAAGAAUGCCCUUUCUCCCUGAAAUGUAAUAAUGAGAGCCAAAAAUAUGGGCAAAGUGAUAAUGUGGCUCCUGAUUCGCCAAUGGAGACAGGACAAUCUCAUGAGAACAACGUACGGAACCACUACUUCGAUGGCGACAUAUGA